GCAACUUUUCCACGACGCCGAACAAAAGUGGCCGCUCUGUUCUCUCCUCCAUCUUAUCGCUAACAAGAGGGGACGCAGUUUGACGCCUGAAGAGUUGAAAGUCACGAUCGCUAGACUUGCUCUAAUCCCAUGGUUCUCUUGCGAUCUAUCCCGAUACAGAUAAAUCAAGCGGCAACGGCCUGCCUUUCGUUUUCAUAAUGAGCCGAGGUCCCGAUAUUAUGGAGGCGCUGGUGUCUCGUCUGGAUGCUAUCGUCUUGGAUCGUGACCUUGCACCUUUGCUGUCUUUGCUCAAGGGUGUUCGGAAUGGUGUCGUUUACGGGUCGAAAGUGCGGUUUCCGCACGCUUUGGUGAUGAUAUUCCUUUUCCGCUCCGGAACCCUCCGCGAAAAGGCCAAGCUCGUCCUGAAAGCCACGCAAACGCACGCCCGUAACCUCGCAACGUUCGCUCUCAUAUACAAGAGCUCCAUGCUCGCGCUGCGAAACCUAAACACGUCCAGCGCCGGGAAGGAGAACCGCUACGAUAGCUUCUUCGCAGGAUUACUGGGAGGAUACGCUGUUUUUGGCCGGAACCAGACAAGCGUCACCCAGCAGAUCGUCAUCUACGUCUUCGCCCGCGUGGCCCUCUCCCUCGCCAAACUCUCCGUCGAACCUAACAUGCACCCGCUCUCACACCUCAUCACCCCCGAAGCUCGUUCCCAGAUCAAAGACAAUGCAUGGCCGGUCUUUGCAAGUCUCAGCUGGGCUUCUGUCAUGUACAUCUUCCGCUGGUACCCGGAGACGCUGGUUUCGAGUUUGAGGAGCAGUAUGGUUUAUAUCUACGCGGACUCGGACCACUGGAACUCGUUCCGGAACUUCUUAAUACACAAUAAAUAGAUUGGUGAUAGGUUGGCUGUUUUGGCGUAUGGAUUGGUCAUCAUUGUUAAUCCUUGUUCAUUCUUAAUGUAUAUAGCGUACCUCGGCCGACUGGGCUGUGUUGAUGGUCAUUAAUCUUAUUGUUAGUAUUCAUUGUGUUGUCGAGUGUGGUUCGAUAUCUUUACAUGAGCUUGGUAUAUCAUUUGGAAUUGACAACGUUAGCCUG
Molecule: messenger RNA, 1077 nt
Organism: Aspergillus glaucus CBS 516.65
Lineage: Eukaryota; Fungi; Ascomycota; Eurotiomycetes; Eurotiales; Aspergillaceae
Product: Tim17/Tim22/Tim23/Pmp24 family protein
Exons: 6
Coding region: 198-872 (224 amino acids)
Cellular component (GO): peroxisomal membrane
Source: RefSeq, a predicted model, not a curated record